Molecule: messenger RNA, 1814 nt
Organism: Saccostrea cuccullata (small rock oyster)
Lineage: Eukaryota; Metazoa; Mollusca; Bivalvia; Ostreida; Ostreidae
Exons: 5
Coding region: 321-1190 (289 amino acids)
Cellular component (GO): membrane
Source: RefSeq, a predicted model, not a curated record
ACAGCUAGUAUAUAGUGCUAGUAUCUAGUUUUCUUCUCAGAAUAAGCACCGGAAAUUUAUACCUCCGUAUCUAAGUGUAGGGCGGUCCUAAACAGUUCUUCGACCCUGGACCUUCUAUCGUCAUGUUUCUCACUAGUAUAAAAACAUUCUACCGAUCAAGUCUGGGAAACUUAAUGUAUAUAUAGUUACAUAACUGGCGAAUGUUUUUAAAUGUGAACGUGCCUGAGUAGACGUUAAUUGACGCGAGAGCGGUUUCAAAAGCCACAACAUAAAAACUUCUUGGAAAGCGGAAGUUUUCCACUUUGCAGACGGCAGUCGAGAUGCAGACAAACUCACGUGAUAAGAGUGACAGCUGUUCAACUUGUCCCAAGUGGCUCCACAUCAAAGAAUUCGGAUUAAGCCACAAAAAUCCCAAACGUUUUGUUACACUAGAGAUUGGAAGACCAAUAUUUUAUCUGCCUUGGACCAUUUUCUGGACAGUGUAUCACGGGGUUUGGAUUAUUCUGGAAGCUUAUUGGUGGUCUCUGAAAAGCCAUCGCGCCCCAAUGGAAUGGCUUCUGAAGCUGACUAACCUCGGAUACGUUGCUUUGUCAGCAGUUGCGAUUGUAGAAUGCAUGAUUGCUGUAUAUACUUACUGUUUCUUAACAGAAAAGGAGCGAGAAAUACAGACGAAUUUGCCUUGGUAUAGUAGAUUAUCAUGGAUUCUUCACAAUAUCUCCCAUCCAACAGCGCUUUUAAUUGCUUUAUCUUACUGGACGAUGAUUUUUCCUCAUCAUACAGUUAAAGCGUGGACCAUUAACAAACAUGCAAUCAACCUCUUGUACACAUUUUUACUUCUCAUCAUGACCCCAAAACCAGUCAAAUUUCAACACGUGUACAUUCCAAUGAUCUUCAGUUUUGUCUAUCUUUUAUUCACAUGGAUAUAUUUCUUGGUGACUGACGAAAUAAUAUAUUCAUUUCUACAGUGGGAUAAGCCAGGGAAAGCCAUUAAGUUAACUAUUCUUUAUGUCUUCGUCUGCACACCUCUUGCUCAUUUUGCAAUUUGUGGAAUUUAUAAACUUAAACAAUUUGUAAAGGAAAAGUGUAGACCAACAAAAUGUAAAACUGUUGAAAAUUGUGAGAAAAAACACGAAGAUUCAAAAGAGGAAAUGCUGAGUAAUACCAAUAACAGUGGAGUAGAAAAUGUAUAAUACGGACAGACGAGCUCCAGUGAAAUACUCACAGUAAAGGUUGUGUCAAUAACAGUAAUAAUCACAAAUAUUGUUUUUGUCUUUUUUACUGAAUACUCUAACUGAAUGUAUAUUAUAUAUUAGUGCAAUAAUUUGAGUUCAAUUUUUAUGCAAAAGAAUUUUUGUGAAAUAUUUAUUUUUAUAAUGUUGUUAGUGUGUAUAUCUUAUCUACAUAUACAAUCAUGUAAUUAUCUGUUUUUAUUGAUAGAGAAAGUUUAUUACGGGGAAACAAGUUUAGAUAAACAAAAACAUAAUUAUAUACUGUACUAUAAUAGGUUGUUUGAAUUUGGAUCGAGGCCCUUAAAAUAAUAAUACGUCAAUAUAUCAGAAAUCCGAGCUUACAUGAUUUCUGAAUGUACAUUUAAAAAUUCUGUUGGAAUCUCCAUGGGUACUACUUUUGAACUAUUAUAAGCAAACAUUUUUUGUAUUCAUAUGAGGCUUUCUUCCAAAAACUUCUACUUGAAAAGAAGAAGUUUUUGCUGUGACAUUCAAUUCAAGAUUUGUAUAUAAACUAAUUUAUCAAUUUCAUCCCUAGAUUGACUUGAGAUAUUACAAUAGACUUAUAAUAAAAGAUAAUACAGUGUC